GCACCACGUGGGCGGCUGCCUGACUCCGUCCUUCCCGCAGGAGCCGCGGCGGCGCCAGGGCGCUCGGCUUGGGUUACAGGCGCGGCCCGAGCGAGCACUGACGGUCCAGCGGAGCCCGAGCCCCAGCCCGAAGCCCAGCCUCGAAGCCCAGCCCCGGCCCGCCAUGGUCAUCAAGACGGACGAACUGCCGCCCGCCGCCCCCGCCGAGAGUCCCCGGGAGCCGGGCCCCCAGGGCGGCGGGAAGGCCCGGCCUGGCCCAGCGGCAGAGCUCCCAGCAGUCAUGCUGCUGAACGGGGACUGUCUGGACAAGAAGAGUGAGGAGCCUAAGGAGAAUGGGCAUGAAGAGGCCGAGCCCAGUGACGAGGCCAGCGGGCAGGAGGUCAUUGUCAUACAGGACACCGGCUUCACUGUAAAGAUCUCGGUCCCAGGGAUCGAGACUUUCUCUUUGCAGGUGUCUCCCCAAGAGAUGGUCCAGGAGAUCCACCAGGUGCUGAUGGAUCGGGAGGACACCUGCCACCGCACGUGCUUCUCUUUGCAACUGGACGGCAACGUGCUUGACAACUUCUCAGAGCUGCGGACCAUUGAGGGGCUGGAGGAGGGCUCUGUGCUUCGUGUGGUAGAAGAGCCAUACACUGUACGGGAAGCCCGCAUCCACGUGCGCCACAUCCGAGACCUCUUGAAGAGUCUGGACCCCUCAGAUGCCUUCAACGGGGUGGACUGCAACUCCCUCUCCUUCCUCAGUGUCUUCACGGAUGGUGACUUAGGAGAUAGUGGGAAGAGGAAGAAGAAGGGCAUUGAAAUGGAGCCCAUUGACUGCACGCCGCCUGAGCACAUCCUCCCAGGGAGCAAGGAUCGGCCGCUCUCUGCUCUGCAGCCCCAGAACCGGGACUGGAAGCCCCUGCAGUGUCUAAAGGUGCUCACCAUGAGCGGCUGGAACCCCCCGCCCGGGAACCGGAAGAUGCACGGGGACCUCAUGUACCUGUUUGUGAUCACGGCAGAGGACCGGCACGUUAGCAUCACGGCCUCCACUCGAGGCUUUUACCUGAACCAGUCCACAGCGUACAACUUCAACCCCAAACCUGCCAGCCCUCGCUUCCUGAGCCAUUCCUUGGUGGAGCUGCUCAACCAGAUUAGUCCAACCUUCAAAAAAAACUUUGCUCUCCUGCAGAAGAAAAGGGUCCAGCGCCAUCCUUUCGAGAGGAUCGCCACCCCGUUCCAGGUUUACAGCUGGACGGCCCCCCAGGUGGAGCAUGCCAUGGACUGUGUGCGGGCUGAAGACGCCUACACGUCUCGGCUGGGUUAUGAAGAGCACAUCCCUGGCCAGACCCGAGACUGGAAUGAGGAGCUGCAGACGACAAGGGAACUUCCCCGCAAGAACCUUCCGGAGCGGCUGCUGAGGGAGCGGGCCAUCUUCAAGGUCCACAGUGACUUCACGGCAGCUGCCACCCGGGGAGCCAUGGCGGUCAUCGACGGCAAUGUCAUGGCUAUCAACCCCAGUGAAGAGACCAAGAUGCAGAUGUUCAUAUGGAACAACAUCUUCUUCAGCCUGGGCUUUGACGUCCGAGACCACUACAAGGACUUUGGUGGGGAUGUGGCUGCCUACGUGGCCCCUACCAAUGACCUGAAUGGGGUGCGCACCUACAACGCAGUUGACGUCGAGGGCCUCUACACGCUGGGCACGGUGGUGGUCGACUACCGAGGGUACCGGGUCACGGCCCAGUCCAUCAUUCCUGGCAUCCUUGAGCGGGAGCAGGAGCAGAGUGUCAUCUAUGGCUCCAUUGACUUUGGCAAGACGGUGGUGUCUCACCCACGCUACCUGGAGCUCCUGGAGAAGACGAGCCGGCCCCUGAAAAUCCAGCGGCACCGGGUGCUCAACGACCGCGACGAGGAGGUGGAGCUGUGCUCCUCCGUGGAGUGCAAGGGCAUCAUCGGCAAUGAUGGCCGCCACUACAUCCUGGACCUGCUGCGCACCUUCCCCCCUGACCUCAAUUUCCUGCCCGUGGCCGGCGAGGAGCUGCCCGAGGACUGCCGGCGGGCCGGCUUCCCCAAGCCGCACCGCCACAAGCUCUGCUGUCUGCGCCAAGAGCUGGUGGAUGCGUUUGUGGAGCACAGGUACCUCCUCUUCAUGAAGCUGGCGGCCAUUCAGCUCAUGCAGCAGAAAGCCAACAGGGCCGAGAGCCCAGGCCCGCCAGAGAACGGCACUGCUGAGGCCGGGGAGGCCGCAGGGGACGGGGCCGGUGGCCUGGCCAAGGUGAAGGAGCUCGCGGAGACCAUGGCCUCCGACAGUGGCCCAGCAGUGGACCCCAAGAGCCGGGAGGUGAUCCAGAAUGCCUGUAAGGCCGUGGGCUCCGUCAGCAGCACCUCCUUCGAUAUCCGCUUCAACCCUGACAUCUUUUCACCAGGUGUGAGAUUCCCCGAGUCCUGCCAGGAUGAAGUUCGGGACCAGAAACAGCUGCUGAAAGACGCUGCAGCCUUCUUGCUGUCCUGCCAAAUCCCAGGCCUGGUGAAAGACUGCACAGACCACACGGUGCUGCCCAUGGAUGGGGCCACGUUGGCAGAAGCCAUGCACCAGCGCGGUAUCAACAUCCGCUACCUGGGCAAGGUGCUGGACUUUGUGCUCAGGAGCCCAGCCCGACCUCAGCUGGACCACAUUUAUAAAAUCGGCAUCAGUGAGCUCAUCACCCGAUCUGCCAAGCAUAUCUUCAAGACCUACCUUCAGGGUGUGGAGCUCUCGGGCCUGUCAGCAGCCAUUAGCCACUUCCUGAACUGCUUCCUCAGUUCCUUCCCCAACCCUGUUGCCCACCUCCCUGCUGAUGAGCUUGUCUCCAAGAAGAAAAACAAGAGGAGGAAAAACCGGCCCCCGGGAGGGGCUGACAACACGGCCUGGGCUGUCAUGACCCCCCAGGAGCUCUGGAAGGACAUCUGCCAGGAGGCCAAGAAUUAUUUCGAUUUCAGCCUUGAGUGUGAGACCAUCGACCAGGCUGUGGAAACCUUUGGACUGCAGAAGAUAAGCCUCCUGCGGGAGAUCUCCCUGAAGACUGGAAUCCAGGUCUUACUGAAAGAGUACCCCUUUGACAGCCGGCACAAGCCGGCCUUCACUGAGGAAGACGUCCUCAACAUCUUCCCUGUGGUCAAGCAUGUCAGCCCCAAGGCCUCCGACGCCUUCCACUUCUUCCAGAGCGGCCAGGCCAAAGUGCAGCAGGGCUUCUUGAAGGAAGGCUGUGAGCUCAUCACGGAGGCGCUGAACCUCUUCAACAAUGUGUACGGGGCCAUGCACGUGGAGAUCUGUGCCUGCCUUCGCCUCCUUGCCCGGCUUCACUACAUUAUGGGGGACUACGCUGAGGCCUUAAGUAACCAGCAGAAGGCAGUGCUCAUGAGUGAGCGAGUACUGGGAAUUGAGCACCCCAACACGAUCCAGGAAUAUAUGCACCUGGCUCUCUACUGCUUCGCCAGCAGCCAGUUGUCCACAGCCUUGAGCCUGCUCUACCGCGCUCGCUACCUCCUGCUGUUGGUCUUUGGGGAAGACCACCCAGAAAUGGCUCUUCUGGAUAACAACAUCGGGCUGGUGCUGCAUGGGGUCAUGGAGUAUGAGCUGGCGCUGCGCUUCCUGGAGAACGCUCUGAGCAUCAAUGCCAAGUAUCACGGGGCCAAGUCCCUCAAGGUGGCCCUCAGCCACCACCUGGUGGCCCGGGUCUAUGAGAGCAAAGCUGAGUUCCGAUCGGCCCUGCAGCACGAGAAGGAGGGUUACACCAUCUACAAGAGCCAGCUCGGAGAGAACCAUGAGAAGACCAAGGAGAGCUCUGAUUACCUGAAGUGCCUCACCCAGCAGGCUGUGGCCCUGCAGCGCACCAUGAAUGAGAUCUACCGCAACGGCUCCAGUGCCAAUAUCGUGCCACUCAAGGUCACAGCCCCCAGCAUGGCGAGUGUCCUGGAACAGCUUCACAUUAUUAAUGGCAUCCUUUUCAUUCCACUCAGCCAAAAAGACCUGGAGAACCUGAAGGCCGAGGUGGUGCGGCGGCACCAGCUUCAAGAAACCAGCAAGGCCGCCACGCGGGAUGCAGAUGCUGCUGCUGCCGCUGCUACUGCUGCUGCUGCAGAGCCUCAAGAGGAGGCAGAGUCUGGCCUCUUGCCAGGGGACGAUCCCCCCACCUUGAGCUCAGUGUGAUGUUCCUAGGGGCAGAGAGGGAGAAACUGGACACUCGCCCCCACAAUGAUUGGCAGAGGGCAGGCAAAUGCCAUGCCCUGCUGACUGGGCAAGGGGUCACAUCCCCUUCCUCCUGAGCACCUCGGCCCCCAACCAAAAUGUUCUUGCACUGGUACAAUUAAUACACAAUGCAAAGUCCUUCUUGGAGACCUAUAAUUGGAUGGAGCGUGUGAGCAUGUAGCCACUGGCCAGGGACAGUGGGUGCCAGGGGCAGCCUCUGUUCCCUCCCUUCUCCCCACAUAUUAUUGGUCAGUCCCUUUCUCAUGUGUACAUAGCCCCAGCUUAUUUCCCCAAAUGGACUCUGUGGAGAUGAGAUUGUUUCUCAGGUCAUUUGUACGCUUGACAUAAGGACGCUGCUGCUACUUCUGUUGUCGCUGCCGCUGCCGCUGCCACCACCUCCUGAAGGUCCGUCUGCCUGCCCUCAGCCUGGGCACCAGGUUCCAAGCCAAAAUGAGGGGAAUGAGGGGACUGCCCUUCUCCGCUGUUCCCACACACCACCCUAGAGAGGAUGGAGUACACCCUGGCCUGUGCCCACCUCACCCCCCAGGGCAUCAUCAGGUCUGGGAGGGCUAAUGUCAGCUUUUCUGCUUUAGGAAAGAGCCAUCGCCGCCUCUGCAGCAUUGUGUCGUGACCCCUUGUCAGGGGGUGUCCUAGCUCCUACUUAGUGGGUGGGGAGGGGGGAGGGGGUGUUGUCUCUGUGAUGUCUCCAGGCCGGGCCCCUUUGCCCACUGCCACCCAUCCAUCCGUCCAUAGUGCCUCCUGAGGUGCUGAGGACUGUGUCCCUGCGCCCCACCUCAAAUACGCACAGUCCCAUUCCUGCCCAACCCCCUACAAAGCUUCUGGGCUGAGACCUCCCCUUUCUCCAACUCCGGGCCCUUGUCUGGGACAAGGAGUAAGGGGAACACGAGGGGAGGGGGGGGCUUUCAACGUGAAUGUAUUUUUCUUCCUCCCCCAUCCUUUUAUCCUAAGCUGUUUGAUGAAUAGUAGGGGGAAGGUGGGAUUUACCGGGUGAGGGGAGAACCCAGGAGGGAACCAGCAUGUAAUCAUGACCCUGGAGAAGUUACUGCCCCCCACACCUCUGAACAUUUUUUUUUUUUUAAUCGUGUUAUGUUGCUCAUCUUGGGGGUCCUUUAUGUCUCUUGCUGAUCAUGGUCACUACUGAGGACAGAGGAGCCUGGGGAAUGGAGCCUGCUGGAGAGGUUUGCCACCCUGUUGUUCCAUGGUGGGCUGUUUGCCCUCCUUCCUCUGGCCUGUUAAAGGGAGCAGGGAAAAAUGACAUGUACACUGGGUGUGUAUGUUAAGAGGGUGGUCUAGGAUGUGAAAUGCCACCUUCUCCCCCUCACUUGAAGCCCUAGGGCCAAGGGUCUUUACAGGCCCCAUCCAUCCAACCGCCUUGUUUAAAAAAAUCAAAGUGUAGAGAGCGAGUGUGAGCGAGAAAGUGAGUGUGAGCGCGUCCCCACAAGCUGAUCAAGAACUUGGUUUUCUUGUUUUUAAACCAUCACAUCUUCGUUUCACAUUGGAAUAAAGUGAAUUUUUGAAACCUGCUG
This is a messenger RNA of Dromiciops gliroides (monito del monte), 5751 nucleotides long. RefSeq names its product clustered mitochondria homolog (gene CLUH). Gene Ontology annotation, biological process: intracellular distribution of mitochondria. Gene Ontology annotation, molecular function: protein binding; mRNA binding. The record is from RefSeq and is a predicted model, not a curated record. Bases 164 to 4165 code for a protein of 1333 amino acids. Lineage: Eukaryota; Metazoa; Chordata; Mammalia; Microbiotheria; Microbiotheriidae. Gene Ontology annotation, cellular component: cytoplasm. The transcript is spliced from 26 exons.